AUGGCCUUGAAAAAUCACACCAGGGUGUCGGAAUUUAUCUUUUGUGGACUUACCCAAUCUCAAGAGCUGAGUGCACUCCUGUUUUUCCUUUUAUCUGUGGUUUACGUGACAACUGUGUUAGCAAAUGUUGCCAUCAUGGUCACUGUGAGCUGUGAGUCUCGCCUCCAGACCCCCAUGUACUUCCUGCUCCGCAACCUCUCCGUCCUGGACAUCUGCUUCUCCUCCAUCACCGCCCCCAAGGUCCUGGCGGACCUCCUUUCGGAGAGAAAGGCCAUCUCCUUCCGUGGCUGCCUCACACAGAUCUUCUUCUUCCACCUCCUCGGGGGCGCAGACAUCUUCUCCCUCUCGGUGAUGGCCUUUGACCGCUACGUGGCCAUCUCCAAGCCCCUGCACUAUCUGACCCUCAUGAGUCGGGGGCGGUGCACUGCCCUCAUCGUGGCCUCCUGGGCGGGGGGCUUCGUCCACUCCAUCGUGCAGAUCUCCCUGCUGCUCCCCCUCCCCUUCUGCGGACCCAACGUCCUGGACGGUUUCUACUGCGACGUCCCCCAGGUCCUCACACUCGCCUGCACGGACACCUUUGCCCUUGAGCUCCUGAUGAUUUCCAACAACGGCCUGGUCACCACCCUGUGGUUCAUCCUGCUUCUUGUGUCCUACACAGUCAUCCUGACGAUGCUGAGGUCCCACUCCGGGGAGGGCAGGGGCAAAGCCAUCUCCACCUGCACCGCCCACAUCACGGUGGUCACCCUUCACUUCGUGCCCUGCAUCUACGUCUACGCCCGGCCCUUCUCCGCCCUCCCCACCGAUAAGGCCGUCUCCGUGACCUUCACUGUCAUCUCCCCUCUGCUGAACCCCCUGAUCUACACCCUGAGGAACCAGGAGAUGAAGGCAGCCAUGCGGAGGCUGAGGAGACAAUUCAUGCUUUCUGAAAGGAGAUAG
This is a messenger RNA of Budorcas taxicolor (takin), 936 nucleotides long. Its product is annotated as olfactory receptor 4D11-like. The transcript has a single exon. Gene Ontology annotation, cellular component: membrane. The record is from RefSeq and is a predicted model, not a curated record. The coding region runs from base 1 to 936 and encodes 311 amino acids. Gene Ontology annotation, biological process: G protein-coupled receptor signaling pathway. NCBI's taxonomy places the organism in Eukaryota, Metazoa, Chordata, Mammalia, Artiodactyla, Bovidae. Gene Ontology annotation, molecular function: G protein-coupled receptor activity; olfactory receptor activity.